Messenger RNA from Aspergillus novofumigatus IBT 16806, 629 nucleotides. RefSeq lists its product as uncharacterized. The transcript has 3 exons. The record is from RefSeq and is a predicted model, not a curated record. The coding region runs from base 152 to 508 and encodes 118 amino acids. Lineage: Eukaryota; Fungi; Ascomycota; Eurotiomycetes; Eurotiales; Aspergillaceae.
AGUGAUUCCACGUAAGACUCAACAAACCGGGUGAUCAACGACCAGCCUGACUUCAUAAGCGGAAAAUAUCACUUUCUAGCUUGGACGAAGUGCAAAGUACUUUUGGAAGUUCCUGAAUUGUUCACCUAAUCAACCACUUGGAACCACAAAAAUGUCUGAAAAGCACGAAUUUCUGUUCAUCUUACCUGAUGGCCCGGAUGGUCUCAAGAACCGAGAGUCCUGGACCGACCCUCACGAACGUUUCGUUGAACGAGAAUCAGAAUACUGGCUUGCCGGAGGCCCUAUGUACGACGAUCAUGAAGAGAAUAUUGAGCGUGGUAGUUGGGUUCUGGUUCAAGCUCAUGACAAGAAGGAAGCUUUGAAUCUUCUUCAAAAUGAUCCAUUCACCGUUGGCAAAGUUUGGGACUGGGAGAAAGCUCAGGUCUUGAGCGUCAAGAGUGGACUGCGUGUACCGUUUGUCAAGAGCUCAAUCAACUUUCCACAAACCAAGAUGGACGGUGGUAGUUAGCUGAUCAGGGAUGAAUUUUUCAUCAUCUCUUAGAUAGUAGAAUAGGAAUAGCAGCAAAGCACAAAUAGCUGACCAAGGGGAUUUUAUCAGCCGUUCUCCGGAUUGUCAGCAAUUAACCCCU